AUGUCCGAUGGUCUGCAAAUUGCCCAACCCGAAACGUACCCCGAGGCAAUCAAUCGGUAUUCUCCAAACAGCGAUACCAAAUUGCCACAGUUCCACGAUAACGACCGCGAAUACCUCCCUGAUGACUUGACACGGACACGUACGCGGUCGACACAACGUCACUUGUCCUCCAAUCCGCCCUCACGUAGUGAUCAAUCUGAAUACAACGGUACACUCGAGAUUCCCGCUGAAAUGUGGAGAAAGGUCUUUGCACAUCGACGACGCAACUUUUGGAUCCUCUGUUCUCUUUCUAUCGUCAUAGUGGGUGCGCUCGUGGGCGGUAGUAUUGGAGGAGCGCUUUUCGUACAGGACAAAGCUGACAAGGCUGCGGCUGCUGCGAGUUCAACCGCAUUGGCGACACCAACAAGCACAGCAUCGGCGAGUCCAACCAACUCAGGCCAGGAUGAAGAUGCCUACACAGCUCGGCCCUUUGGUGCCGUCCAGUCAAUCAACACAACAUGUCCAUCAACGCUUCUUGUCUCGAGCCAACUGGAAGGCAAAACCUCGGAUAUCAGUAGUCGUUAUACGUACAGCUGCCUCGAUAGCACCAACAUACUGGUUCUGAAUCUCAUGAGCUUCACUGCAUAUACCUUGGAGCAAUGCGUUGACGCGUGUAGUCAAUACAACGCCAUGAAGAAUGACAUGAAUACUACAUGUAAGGCGACGGUGAUCAAUUCAGACUUCCGGAAGAAUUAUGAGAGUGGGAUCGGCGCCAACUGUUGGCUCAAGGGCGGGGUUGGAAGUGCAAGUACGGCAAAGACUGGGUACACUGCGGCGGUGCUGAAGGAGUAG
Messenger RNA from Pyrenophora tritici-repentis Pt-1C-BFP, 831 nucleotides. RefSeq lists its product as uncharacterized. Lineage: Eukaryota; Fungi; Ascomycota; Dothideomycetes; Pleosporales; Pleosporaceae. The record is from RefSeq and is a predicted model, not a curated record.